Molecule: messenger RNA, 495 nt
Organism: Linum tenue
Lineage: Eukaryota; Viridiplantae; Streptophyta; Magnoliopsida; Malpighiales; Linaceae
Source: the annotation of a GenBank genome assembly
AUGCAAGGAGGAACGGCGACGAAGACUCAGUUGAAUCCGACAGGGAAGUUGCCAGAAGGAUUAGCCACAAAAAGAGGCCCGGAGACGGGCGAGCUGGCGAGGGUGCGUUUCUCCAACCUGCCCCUUCAAUCAAACAAUCGGCCACCAGCGAGCAACAGAGCAUCUUUCGAGGAGGAAAAAACCAACGGCACAGAUCUAGAUUCUGGGUGGAGACAACAAACCCAGCUGUCGUUUGUAUCGAAGUUUGGGGAGAAGAGCUCAAGGUUGAUAGUCGAGGAAGGGGAUUCAAGAGGCAGAAUCUGGAAAUGGGAGGGGUUGCAGGCCACGGACCGGAUCGACGAGCGAAGGAUGUUGAACGGCCUGGAGGCGACUAAUGGGGAUUGGAACGAAAGGGGUGCCGCCGUUGGUGGGAGUUGGGGGAAAGCAGCAUAUGGGGUGGUACCGAUGGAGGGAGAAGUUGGGGAUAUGUUGGGAGCUGGAUUCGGAGCAAGGUGA